Sceloporus undulatus (fence lizard) is the source of this 2617-nucleotide messenger RNA. It is a transcript of the gene TKTL1, whose product is annotated as transketolase like 1. Gene Ontology annotation, molecular function: thiamine pyrophosphate binding; transketolase activity. The coding region runs from base 80 to 1963 and encodes 627 amino acids. The transcript has 14 exons. The record is from RefSeq and is a predicted model, not a curated record. NCBI's taxonomy places the organism in Eukaryota, Metazoa, Chordata, Lepidosauria, Squamata, Phrynosomatidae.
GCUCUGAUCUCACUUCCUCUGGCGCCCAGAGCCCGGAUCAAAGGCUAGCGAGGCAGGCUCCGCUGCAGCAGGAUCCAACAUGGCCAGCAGCAGCUUUCCCAAACCGGAGGAAAAGAGCCUCCAGGCCCUGCGCGACGUCGCCAACCGGCUCCGGAUCCACUCCAUCCGCGCCACCUGCGCCUCCAACUCUGGCCACCCCACAUCAUGCUGCAGUGCUGCAGAGAUCAUGUCCGUCCUCUUCUUUCACACCAUGCGCUACAGGCCCCAGGAGCCAGGCCACCCCAGCAAUGACCGCUUUGUGCUCUCCAAGGGCCAUGCUGCACCUGUGCUGUAUGCUGCAUGGGCUGAAGCUGGUUAUAUCAAAGAGCCAGAACUUCUGAAUUUGAGGAAAAUAAACUGUGAUUUGGAAGGCCACCCAACUCCAAGGCUGCCUUUUGUGGAUGUGGCCACUGGUUCACUGGGACAGGGCCUAGGAGCUGCCUGUGGAAUGGCCUAUACAGGAAAAUAUUUUGAUAAAGCCAGUUACCGAGUGUAUUGCUUGUUGGGUGAUGGUGAAUCCUCGGAGGGCUCUGUAUGGGAAGCCCUGCAGUUUGGAUCUCAUUACCAACUGGACAAUCUGGUAGCCAUUUUUGAUGUCAACCGGCUGGGGCAGAGUGAAGCAGCACCAUUAAAGCAUGACAUUGAUGUCUAUCGCAAGCGUUGUGAAGCCUUUGGGUGGAACACCUAUGUCGUAGAUGGUCAUGAUGUUGAAGAACUGUGUCGGGCUCUGUGGCAAGCAAGUCAGCAGAAGGGGAAGCCUACAGCUAUAGUGGCCAAAACAUUCAAAGGGCGAGGAAUCCCAGGUGUGGAAGAUGCUGACAACUGGCAUGGAAAGCCUAUGCCAAAGGACAAAGUGGAGUCUAUCAUCAACUCUAUUCAGAGCCAAAUUGAGACUAAUAAAGUCUUGCCUAUCCAACCACCUGCACAAGAUGUGCCAGAAGUCAAUUGCAUGAAUAUCAGGAUGCCCUCUCCACCUGCCUUCAAAAUUGGGGAAAAGGUGGCCACCCGAAAAGCCUAUGGUUUAGCACUGGCUAAGCUAGGAAAUGCUAACUCCCAUGUGAUAGCCUUGGAUGGUGACACUAAGAACUCUACUUUCACUGAGCUCUUCAAGCAGGCUCAUCCUGAACGCUAUAUAGAAUGUUUUAUUGCUGAGCAGAACAUGGUCAGUGUAGCCCUAGGUUGUGCUGCUCGGAAACGCACCAUUGCAUUUGCCAGCACCUUUGCUGCCUUUUUUACCCGGGCAUUUGACCAUAUCAGGAUGGGUGCCAUUUCCCAAGGAAAUAUAAAGCUUUGUGGCUCUCACUCUGGAGUUUCUAUUGGUGAGGAUGGGCCCUCUCAGAUGGCCUUAGAAGAUAUAGCUAUGUUCAGAACCAUUCCAGGAUGCACUGUAUUCUACCCAAGUGAUGCUGUUUCCACUGAACAUGCAGUCUGUUUGGCAGCCAAUACCAAGGGGAUAUGUUUCAUUCGAACCAGCCGUCCAGAGACUCCCAUUCUAUACUCCCAGGAAGAAAAAUUUGACAUUGGCCAUGCCAAGGUUGUGCGUAAGAAUGAUGCUGACAGGGUGACAGUUAUUGGAGCAGGUGUUACACUCCAUGAGGCCCUUGCAGCUGCUGAUGAGCUGGCCAAACAAGACAUUUAUAUCCGGGUGAUUGACCCCUUUACCAUCAAGCCCUUGGAUGCUGACACCAUCAUCUCCAAUGCCAGAGCCACUGGGGGCCGUAUCAUUACUGUUGAGGAUCACUACAAAGAGGGAGGUAUUGGGGAUGCUGUGGCAUCAGCUGUCUCCGAAGAACCUGGUAUCUUAGUCCACAGCCUGGCUGUGUCAGGAGUACCACGGAGUGGAAAACCAUCUGAGCUCCUGGAUCUGUUUGGGAUUAGUGCAAAGCACAUUGUAGCAGCUGUGAAGAGCACCUUUGCCAAUUGAUACUGUUGUCUAGUUUGGGGUAAAUGAGCUCACAAACGUAUGAUAACUGGAUUCUGAGGAGAAAGUGGUAGUUGCUUGGUUUACUGGUAACAAAACACCCAACAAACUGCUUUGUGACUAAGAAAUCAUCUGACUUCCCAUGUUUAAUUUUGAUAACCAUGCUGCUGUUAACAUUCCCCUGUGGGCUUUGACCUUCUUCUGAAUGCAAAUGUAGCUUUAAAAACAGUCUGAGUUACAUUCCAAAACCCUUUCUCCAGUUACUACACCAUUCUUAAUCUACUUAUAUAUUAACUGGUCCUGAAAGCCUCCCCACAAAUAUAUGUGGACCAGAUAGUGCUUGUCUUACCUGAUCCUGGUUGUCACCUACUGUUGGGCCUGCUCCUACCCUACUUGGUUUUCCUCUCUCAGGCUUGUCAUUCCAAGGCCAUGUUGGGUAGACCUUUCCCUGGGCUGUUUCCUAGCAGGAGGUAUGGACACAUUAUUAGUACUUGGUGCAGAGUGCAAUUGGGUCCCACAAAAAUGUUCUUGUUUCUUUGUAAUAUCAACAGUGUUGUCAUAGAACUCAAUGUGACCAAGAUAAUUUUUCCUAUUUAACGUGUACUGUAUUGCUGUUAACAAUAUGCAGCCAGCAGAUCAAUAAAUAACUUUGCAGUA